AUGCAGUCGCACACCGUCGCGGUCAAACCAGACAUCAGUAUCCACUUCGUACAGGAUGGCAACGCCGCGGUGUCGACGCUCCCUGGCUACGAUCCCGGCGGUACGGUAGAGGGGACGCCACAGGGCACGGCAUCGACUGCCGCAGACCCGCAGAACGGGGCGAAGAAGCGACCUAGGGGCCGCCCGAGGAAGGGCCCGAAGGACAACAGUGCAAUUGACCGUCGCCGAGCCCAGAUCCGAUCGGCCCAAAAGGCCUACAGGGACAGGAAGGAUGAGACGAUCCACACGCUGGAGAAGCGAGUCCAGUCUCUGGUGGAAACGAAUGAGCAGCUCUGCAGUGCUUUUACGAAACUUCGAGACCUCGCUGUGAGCAACGGCUUGCUGGUCCAGAAUGCGACGCCGAGUGACGACGUGCAGCCUACCCCGGAUGCCUGCCCGCCAACUGCCAAUGAGCAGUUCAUCGCCUGCAGAGAGCUACCAUCCGGCCAUCAUGUCACUCCUCCUCAGCAGCAGGCCGGGAAUAACAAUAACAGUGUUAUGACAUCCCUCAACCCUCCGUCAAGCCACCAGCUUCCGCCAAACUUCCCCCCUCAGGACCCAACGGUGCUGCCCUUCAGCCUCGACCCAUCCGCCAGCUGGGCCAACCUCUUCCCCGCCAGAGCCUGGCACCCCCUCCAAGAGUCCCUGCUCUCGGCCCCAGGCGCCUGCUCCUCCUACGCGCACCGCGAGACCACCUUCGGGCGGCGCCUGCACCGCGUCGCGCUCGAGACGGGCAUCGCGCUCGUCAACAUGCCCAACAUGCCGCGCGAGCAGUUCGCCAAGGUCUUCGGCUUCUGCAUGCUCUUCGAGACGGUCGAGGACAUCGAGGCGCGGCUGCGGGCCAGCCUGCGCAAGACGCAGGAGGAGAGCCUGUACCACUGGCAGCACCCCUUCCUGCGGCUCGGCGGCUCGGGCGCGCACUUCCCGGGCUUCAGCGCGACGACGACGCCGCCCGUCACCAAGGCGGUGGCGGCCACGGUCUUUGGCGGCGGCGGCGGCGGCGGCGGCGGCCCCGGGCGCAGGAUCGGCAACCACGGCACGGUCGAGAGCUUCAAGCACGUCAACGCCUCGUCCGGGUUCGGCGUCGGGCCGUUCACGCGUGCUGCCGAGGAGGCGCGGGAGAAGCACCUCGACGGGCGGAUGCACAUCACCGUCCCAGGCUUCCAGGGCGACUUUUUCGACAGCGACGAGGUCGAGCUGUCGCUGCUGCGGCGCGGUGUGUACAUCAACCCGUCGCAGGACUUUGUGCGGGUCGAGGUCGACUUGUCGCUGUUUGGCGACGUUCCCGAUCAGGUUGUGGAACUGGGCGUGUCUGACAUGAGCUCGGGCAACGCCAUGCCUUCUGGACCUAGCUUUUCUGGUACAUGCGCGGCGCCACUGGAUCCUAGUCAUCAGUUCGCGGGCGGAAUGGAAGCGUCAAACAUGUUGAGUGUCGACAGCUCCAUGAUCGACAUGAUGCUCCCGGCGACGUCGUUGGACAUUGACGAAGGGUUUGCCGAGAUGUUUACCAUACCCAAUCCGCUCGGCGCUGGCAACGAUGGUGCAGUGCCUGGCACGGCGCCGAGGCAUGCUCAGGGGAUAAAGAGGGUGGUUAUCCUGGAUGUCAACCUGUUUGUCAGGGAACUGGCGGGACGUGUCAUCUGCCUCGGGCGCACACCUGGCUGGCGCCCGGGAGAUGUCAACAGGGCGUUUAGAAUGGCGAUAUUGGAAUCGUGA
Molecule: messenger RNA, 1755 nt
Organism: Thyridium curvatum
Lineage: Eukaryota; Fungi; Ascomycota; Sordariomycetes; Thyridiales; Thyridiaceae
Exons: 3
Coding region: 1-1755 (584 amino acids)
Biological process (GO): regulation of DNA-templated transcription
Molecular function (GO): DNA-binding transcription factor activity
Source: RefSeq, a predicted model, not a curated record